Suricata suricatta (meerkat) is the source of this 1956-nucleotide messenger RNA. RefSeq names its product protein kinase domain containing, cytoplasmic (gene PKDCC). Lineage: Eukaryota; Metazoa; Chordata; Mammalia; Carnivora; Herpestidae. Gene Ontology annotation, molecular function: non-membrane spanning protein tyrosine kinase activity; ATP binding. Gene Ontology annotation, biological process: protein phosphorylation. The transcript is spliced from 7 exons. The record is from RefSeq and is a predicted model, not a curated record. The annotation marks the transcript as partial.
CCCGGCCCGGGCUCCCCCGGCUCGGGCCCGCGCCUGGGCUGCGCCGCGCUCCGCAACGUGUCCGGCGCACAGUACGUGGGCUCAGGCUACACCAAGGCCGUGUACCGGGUCCGCCUGCCCGGCGGCGCCGCGGUGGCGCUCAAGGCGGUGGACUUCAGCGGCCACGAUCUGGGCAGCUGCGUGCGCGAGUUCGGGGCACGGAGGGGCUGCUAUCGGCUGGCGGCCCACAAGCUGCUCAAGGAGAUGGUGCUGCUGGAGCGGUUGCGGCACCCCAACGUGCUGCAGCUCUAUGGCUACUGCUACCAGGACAGUGAGGACAUCCCGGACACCCUGACUACCAUCACGGAGCUGGGUGCCCCCGUGGAGAUGAUCCAGCUGCUGCAGACUUCCUGGGAGGACCGUUUCCGAAUAUGCCUGAGCCUGGGCCGCCUCCUCCACCACCUGGCCCACUCCCCGCUGGGCUCGGUUACUCUGCUGGACUUCCGCCCCCGACAGUUUGUGUUGGUGGAUGGGGAGCUGAAGGUAACAGAUCUGGACGACGCACGCGUGGAGGAGACGCCAUGUACAAGCAGCACAGACUGCAUACUGGAGUUUCCAGCCAGGAACUUCACCCUGCCCUGCUCAGCCCAAGGCUGGUGUGAAGGCAUGAAUGAGAAGCGCAACCUCUACAAUGCCUACAGGUUUUUCUUCACAUACCUCCUGCCCCACAGUGCCCCACCCUCCCUCCGGCCUCUGCUGGACAGCAUUGUCAACGCCACAGGAGAGCUCACCUGGGGAGUAGACGAGACUCUGGCCCAGCUGGAGAAAGUGCUGCACCUCUACCGGAGCGGGCAGUAUCUGCAGAAUGCCACGGCACGCAGCAGAGCUGAGUACCAGCGCCUUCCAGGCAGCGCCAUCCCCCAGGAAGACUACCGCUGCUGGCCCUCCUACCACCACGGAAGCUGCCUCCUUUCAGUGUUCAACGUGGCUGAGGCCGUGGACAUCUGUGAGAGCCAUGCCCAGUGCCAGGCCUUUGUGGUCACCAACCAGACCACCUGGACAGGUCGGCAGCUGGUAUUUUUCAAGAUGGGAUGGAGCCACAUGGUCCCUGAUCCCAACAAGACUACGUAUGUGAGGGCCUCUGGCUGACCUGAGGGCUCAGCUGACUGCGGACCAGCCCCGCCAGCUGGGCUCCCCUGUGGAGGAUGGGAGUGACUUGCACUAGCAGCACUGCAUGUCACCUGGAAAGCCCCGCAGAUGAGGCUGACAUCCCAGACAGUGAGGUGACCAGGACAACGUGCAAUAAUGCCAAAUGUUAAAAUGUGAGUUUACCGGUCUAGGUAUGGGACUGCUGGCCCCAGGGCCAGGAAUCACGGGGGCGGGGGACUGACCAUUUCUCCAACCCUCUGGGCUGCCGGCAAGGCUCAGGCUGGCGUCCCCACGGGGGCCUCUGGCCCUCGCUGGGACAGUUCUGUGGGCAGCCCCAUCACUGCGUUCAUGGGGUGAGAAUGUAGCCAGAGGCCCUGCUGCUGCUGCACGCCACAAUCUGGCAAGGGCUGCGUGGGGACAAUCGGUCACAGAGUGUUCUCUCAGCCAAGCUGCCCAUGGGGAUGCUCUGGGAUGUGAGGAACUGCGCACUUGGGGAGGCCACCUCCAGCCACUCAACCGAGGGCCCCCACAGGUCAGCGCAGAGGCGGGGACAUAGGAGCACACACACACACGGUAUGAGCCACGACACGGGGUCAAGGAGCAGGUUGCGGUUUGAGCCAGGACCUGGGGUGGGGGUGGGGCCGGGGUCUUUCUGCCUCAUUUGCUUUCAGUGAAAGCCGCAAAGCAGCCAAAACCAGCCUCUCCCCCCUCCUGGAGUUUGUAUAUCCAGAAGCUUUUGUACUUCUUGUUCUUUAAAAUGUUUAUUUUUGUAAAAAAAAAAAAAAUCGAUGAAUGAAUAAAUGACAUCAUGGCAAGGAUUCUUCCCAA